Vanessa atalanta (red admiral) is the source of this 1209-nucleotide messenger RNA. RefSeq names its product odorant receptor 2a-like. Gene Ontology annotation, molecular function: odorant binding; olfactory receptor activity. Lineage: Eukaryota; Metazoa; Arthropoda; Insecta; Lepidoptera; Nymphalidae. Gene Ontology annotation, biological process: sensory perception of smell; detection of chemical stimulus involved in sensory perception of smell. Gene Ontology annotation, cellular component: plasma membrane. The transcript has 4 exons. The record is from RefSeq and is a predicted model, not a curated record. Bases 28 to 1209 code for a protein of 393 amino acids.
AGUUUAAAACACACCGACUAUCCUACUAUGAUAAACAACUUAGCGAGAAUAUUAAGAUAUUCAUCAAUUAAAAUAGACAGCAGAGAUCAUGAACCCAUUUCUUGGAUGACUGAAGUCCUGAACGUCAUAGGGGCAGCAUGCUACUUCUACGUGUACAUAUUUUCUGCUGUCUGGUUUGUGUUUGUAAGGUUUCCUCAAACAGGAGAUUACAUUGCUGCUUCAGUUGAGUUCUCGCUCGCAGUUUGCAGCGGGACGUCCAUCUUAAAAUUUAUUUAUUUGAAAUUAGACAGCAAGGCAGUCACGAAUUUAAUUGAUGAAUAUCUAAAAUGCGAUGCCCGCGUUGACCCCAGUUCUCGUUUUGCUGAAAAUCUCAAAAAGAAACUAAGAAUUGUCAAGAAAAGAGCCAUACUGACAUGGAGCGCUCUAGCGCUUAACGGAGUCGUUUACAUCACGACUCCUUUUUUAAAGCCAGGGCGUCAUCUGACUGAAGACUUAUACGUUACUUAUGGAUUGGAACCAAUGUUUGAAUCACCUAAUUUCGAAAUAGCAACAAUUCUAAUGACGCUCGCUGUUAUAUUUGGUGUUUUGACGCUUGCAAACUACAGACUUCUGAUUUGUGUGACUAUUGGCUACAUUGAAGCCCAAAUGCUAGCUUUGAGUGAGGAUUUAAUUAAACUAUGGGACGACAGUGAAAAAUUCUACGAAGAAUUCAGUGAGAAAGAGAUAGAUAUUAUCAAAACUGUUUCACCAUAUGACAUAAAAAAUGUAUACAUUAAACAUCGUCUGAGAGAGAUUAUCAAAUUCCAUAUAGUUGGCAUAACUCUUCAACACAUUGUCGAGGCUAAAUUUCGUUUUAUAUAUGUGAUAGAAUUUCUCUUCGUAAUGAUCGGUAUCGUAACUGAACUGCUCGGUGGCUUGGAGAACACUUACUUUGAACUGCCGUACAGCUUGAACCAAGUAUUUAUGGAUUGUUUGAUAGGGCAGAGACUGAUAGAUGCAGGUAUUGUAUUCGAAAAUGCAGUAUAUAGCUGUCAAUGGGAAAAUUACAAUGCUUCUAAUCAGAGGUCUGUUCUUUUGAUCCUCCAAAAUUCGCAGAAGACUUUGAUGCUAUCAGCCGGAGGUCUGUCGGCGCUGAGUUUCGUAUGUUUGAUGUCCGUUAUCAGAUGCACUUAUUCAGCGUACACCGCACUACAUUCUACUGUGAACUAA